GACCAGCGAAGCCUGCCGUCGCCAUCGGGCAGCCGGUGGUCCACUUGCCCCACGACGUGCUACGCAAGUUGCAGAGUCUUCGAGCAGAACGUGGCAGUUGCCAGAUGGGCCGGCGACUCCUGGCGGUCAGUGGGAAUUUCCAGAAGUUCGAACGACAAGUUGACAACCGCGAGAAGGCGGCUUGCAUGCUGGAAGCUAAGGCCAAGGCGUUGCUGGCGGAGGCGACGCGAGAGCUGGAGGAGUGCAAGCACGAGACUGCCGCGCUGCAGCCGCCGACCAUGGCGGAGGCGCGCGCAGAACCAGCAAAAAUCAGCGCCACCAGUAUCUUCGCCCUUGCCAGAGAUGAGGAGCAGCAGGCAGUUGCCAGCGUGGCCGCCGAACUAG
Molecule: messenger RNA, 384 nt
Organism: Prorocentrum cordatum
Lineage: Eukaryota; Dinophyceae; Prorocentrales; Prorocentraceae
Source: the annotation of a GenBank genome assembly